AUGCCCAUCGCUACCUUUGCCGCCCUCUCCGUUACGGAGCUCAUUGCCACUCGUGCUUCGAAGCAAGGCGAUGAGCCCGCGGUCCAUACCGGGUCCGCCGAGUUCGGGGACGAGCUCCAGACACUCACCUACUCGGACGUCCAGCGUGCGGUCGACCGGCUAGCUGCUCACUACGCCUCGCUCAACCUCCAACCUCCCAUCCCAGAGGGUGACGUCCCUCCCGAGCGCGUCAUCGCCGUCCUCACCUCCACUGCCAUCGACGAGACCCUCCUCGAGAUCGCUCUUGCCAAGCUCGGUCUCACCGCUCUCCUUCUGUCGGUCAACAACUCGGUCGCUGCCGUCGCACACCUCUGCAAGCAGACGAAGAGCUCGCACCUGCUCUACGGGCCAAAGUUUGCAGGGACAGCGCAGGAGGUCAAGGCGCUUUUAGAGGAGGAAGGGGUACGGCUGGAUGUGCUGCCAGAGAAGAGAUUCCCAUUGUGGGGCAAGGGCGGUGUCAGGGAGAGCAACAUUCCCGCCUACCCCGCCCGCCUCACUCCUCAGCAAGAGACCAAGCGGACCUGCGUCAUCCUCCACUCGUCCGGCUCGACCGGGUUCCCCAAGCCCGUCUACAUUACCCACUACGGUCUCGUCGCCAAUGCCGCCAUGUCCCUCCCCAAGACGGGCUUCUCAGCUUUGCCCCUCUUCCAUGGCUUUGGCCACUUUUCAGUCUUCCGCUGCGUCUACCAUGGCAAGGCAUUCACCCUCCUCCCGCCCCACCUCCCCAUCACCUCGGCCAACAUUGUUCGGACGAUCCAAGCCUCUCCCUCCCCCCCUCAGCAGCACUUUGCCGUCCCCUAUGUCCUCAAGCUCCUCGCCGAGACGCAAGAGGGUAUCGACUCGCUGGCGUCGUUCGAGGCGGUCUCUUUUGCCGGUGCGGCGGUCCCGGACGAUCUGGGCAACCGGCUGGUCGACGCGGGUGUACCCCUCAUCUCCGUAUACGGAACUACCGAAACUGGUGGACUGAUGUCUUCCCGCCGAGACUGCGCGACCGACAAGGCCUGGAACUGGCUUCGCGCGGAAGGUCCCAUCGCCGACUACCUCGAGCUCGCCCCGCAGGGCUCCGACAACUUUGAGAUCAUCGUCAAGGAUGGCUGGCCCGCCAAGAUCUUGUCGAACCGGGACGACGGGGCCUAUUGCACCAAGGACCUCAUGCAGCGUCACCCGGACCACCCGACCUGGUUCAAGUACAUCGGUCGGCUGGACGACACUUUGACGCAGACGCUGGGGGAGAAGACCAAUCCCGUCCCGAUCGAGCUGGCAAUCCGCGGCAAUACCCCCCUUAUCCGCGAGUGUAUCGUUUUUGGGGAUGCUCGCCCCCAGGUCGGCUGCCUCAUCCUCCCCUCCGACCAAGGUGCCGAGCUCAGCAAGGACAAGAAGGCGUACCUCGAGGCUAUCUGGCCAGUGAUUGCGGACGCCAACGCCGCCGCGCCGUCGCACUCGAGAAUACUGCCCGAGAUGGUCGAGUUGCUGCCGUACGGAACGGACAUCCCAGUGGCUACAAAGAUGUCCAUCCUCCGUCCCGCCUGCUACAAGCUCUUUGCACCCCUCAUCAACUCCAUCUACGACCGCUUUGAGCGCGGUACCGGCGCACCCAAGCAGCACAUCUCUACCUCGGUCGACAUGCAGCAAUUCCUCCACAACCUCAUCUCGACCGCUCUCGGGGACAAGGCGUCGUCGGACCUCACCCCCUCUACCGAUCUCUUCUCGUAUGGUGUCGACUCGCUCCAGGCCACUCGGGUACGGAACGACAUCAUCAAGAACCUCGAGCUCGGGCCGGACGUCACGCUGGGGCAGAACGUGGUGUAUGAGCAUCCGUCGAUCGAGCGGCUGGCUACAUUCAUCCUGGCGCUGAAUGAAGGGACAGGGGAGACGGCGUCUCAGUCGGCGCAGGAGAAGAUGCUGGCGAUGGUGGACAAGUGGGCGGGGAAGCUUGUCACUCCUACUUCCACCUCCAGCUCGGCCAACGGGCACACGGGCGAGACCAUCGUCCUCACUGGCGCCACCGGCUCUCUCGGCGCCCACAUCCUCGAUCAACUCACUCGCCGGCCAGAAGUCACCCGUGUCAUCUGCCUAUCCCGCGCCAAGUCCCACGCCGACUCAUCCGCCCGUAUCCAGGACUCGCUCUCCCAGCGGCUGCGGUCCCUCUCUGCCGAGGCUCAGGCCAAGAUCGUCUCGUACGCUUCGGACGUUAACAAGCCGGAUCUCGGUCUCUCCGCCACAGAGUACGAGGACCUCCGCUCCUCCGCUACGAGCAUCAUCCACAACGCUUGGCCGGUCAACUUUGUCCUUUCGAUCGACUCGUUCGAGGACCACAUCGAGGGCGCCGUCAACCUCCUCAACCUCGCUCUUUCCUCACCACACCCUACAACCCCUACCUUCUACUUCUCCUCCUCCGUCGGUACCCGCCAAGGCCGGCCAGAUCCCACCGUCGCCGAAGACUUCUCCGACUCGCCCAUCACGGCUGGCGGGAUGGGGUACGGCCAGUCCAAGUGGGUCGUCGAGAAGCUUUGCGAGCGCGCUGCUGCGUCAAACGGCGCGCGGGUCGGGGUACUCCGGAUCGGCCAGCUCGUUGGCGACUCGGAGAAUGGCGUAUGGAACGAGACCGAGGCGUGGCCCCUCCUGUUCCGCUCGGCUCUCACUACCGGCGCACUACCCAUGCUCGAGGAGAAGCCUACCUGGCUGCCGGUGGACGAGGCGGGCCGGGCGAUCGCCGAGAUCGUCCUAGCAGGUGGAGCGGACCAAGCGGCGGUGUAUCACGUCCUGAACAAUAAGGAGAGUCGGUGGGCGGACAUUCUGGAAGGUCUGAAGAAGGGUGGCGUGUCGUUCGAGACUGUGGACCGGAUGAAGUGGCUGGAGGGGCUGGCGAAGAGCGAGGCGGACGUGGAGAAGAACCCUACUUAUAAGCUACUUAGCUUCUACCAGAACCGAAUGGGCAAAUCGGACGAAAGACCUCACAUGGAGUUCAUCGUCGACAAGACCGCCGCUGUCUCGCCUACUAUCGGUCAGGUCAAGCCCAUCUCGCCCGAGCUGGUUGCGCUCUGGGUUGGGCAGUGGAAGACGAGCGGGUUCUUGCAAUAG
Messenger RNA from Dioszegia hungarica, 3120 nucleotides. RefSeq names its product L-aminoadipate-semialdehyde dehydrogenase. The record is from RefSeq and is a predicted model, not a curated record. Bases 1 to 3120 code for a protein of 1039 amino acids. The transcript is spliced from 7 exons. NCBI's taxonomy places the organism in Eukaryota, Fungi, Basidiomycota, Tremellomycetes, Tremellales, Bulleribasidiaceae. Gene Ontology annotation, molecular function: phosphopantetheine binding.